CUGCUCUGCUGAGGGGGGAAAGAAGGAGCUGGAGACAGAUUGUGGGACCGAGCGCGGGCGGGCGGGAGGCGACGGAGCUACCAACGGCAGCGCUCUGCUAUAUGAAAUAUGGGAGACGACAGACCGUUUGUGUGCAAUGCCCCAGGCUGUGGACAGAAGAAAAUCUGUGGAAAAGAGGGCUAAAGAGAUUUACAAACGAGGACCACCUGGCCGUUCAUAAACACAAGCAUGAGAUGACAUUGAAAUUUGGCCCAGCCCGAACUGACUCAGUCAUCAUUGCAGAUCAAACUCCUACUCCAACUAGAUUCCUGAAGAACUGUGAGGAGGUGGGGCUCUUCAAUGAACUAGCUAGCUCCUUUGAACAUGAAUUCAAGAAAGCUGCAGAUGAGGAUGAAAAAAAGCAGGCUUCUGCGGGGCCCCUUGACAUGUCUCUGCCUUCCACACCAGACAUUAAAAUCAAAGAAGAGGAGCCGGUGGAGGUAGACUCAUCUCCACCUGACAGCCCUGCCUCCAGCCCCUGCUCCCCACAACUCAAGGACAAGGAGGUUGCUCUAAAGCCUGUUGUGAUCUCUACCCCAACACCUACUAUUGUACGCCCUGGCUCCUUGCCUCUCCACCUGGGCUAUGAUCCACUUCACCCAACCCUUCCCUCCCCAACCUCUGUCAUCACACAGGCUCCACCGUCCAACAGGCAACUGGGGUCUCCCACUGGCUCCCUUCCUCUCGUCAUGCAUCUUGCUAAUGGACAGACCAUGCCUGUGCUGCCAGGGCCUCCGGUACAGAUGCCUUCUGUUAUAUCGCUGGCCAGGCCUAUGUCUGUGGUGCCCAACAUUCCUGGUAUCCCUGGCCCACCAGUUAACAGCAGUGGCUCCAUUUCUCCCUCUGGCCACCCUAUGCCAUCAGAAGCCAAGAUGAGACUAAAAGCUACCCUAACCCACCAAGUCUCCUCAAUCAAUGGUGGUUGUGGAAUGGUGGUGGGUACUGCCAGCACCAUGGUGACAGCCCGUCCUGAGCAGAGUCAGAUCCUCAUCCAACACCCUGAUGCCCCAUCCCCUGCCCAGCCACAGGUCUCACCAGCCCAGCCUACUCCUAGUACAGGAGGGCGCCGGCGGCGCACAGUGGAUGAAGAUCCAGAUGAGCGGAGGCAGCGCUUUCUGGAGCGCAACCGGGCUGCUGCCUCUCGCUGUCGUCAAAAGCGGAAGCUAUGGGUGUCCUCCCUAGAGAAGAAGGCAGAAGAACUCACUUCUCAGAACAUUCAGCUGAGUAAUGAAGUAACAUUACUACGCAAUGAGGUGGCUCAGUUGAAACAGCUACUGUUAGCUCAUAAAGACUGCCCAGUCACUGCACUACAGAAAAAGACCCAAGGCUAUUUAGAAAGCCCCAAGGAAAGCUCGGAGCCGACGGGUUCUCCAGCCCCUGUGAUUCAGCACAGCUCAGCAACAGCACCUAGCAAUGGCCUCAGUGUUCGCUCUGCAGCUGAAGCUGUGGCCACCUCAGUCCUCACUCAGAUGGCCAGCCAAAGGACAGAACUGAGCAUGCCAAUACAGUCGCAUGUGAUUAUGAAUCCACAGUCCCAGUCUGCGGGCAGAUGAUGCCUCCCCUGGUGGAGAGGUCCCCAGCCAGAGCUCGCCCUUUUGAGAGCCAAGAGAGAUGUCAUCUUAUCCCCUCCCAUCUGCCUUGGACAUGGCAGUAUGGGGGGGAAAACUGUGUGUUGUGAGUAAAGGACAGAUGUGGGGCUUUUCUCUUCAGCCACAUGAUCGUGUAUGUUGACACCCGUACUGGGAGCCUCCGAGCCCCAGAGCCACAUAGAUCAUACCAUAAGGGGAGUUUCUGAAGUCCCCACAGCCAAAGGCCUUUCCAGGUGGUCUGAACAAUCAACCAUCCUUGCCCACGCACCUGUACUUCUCUCUUUUAACACUAACCCUUGCACUUCUAGGUUUCGGGUUUCCCAGUUUCCUCUCUUCCCACUAAGCCAUGACUGUUACCUUCUUGUUCCUUAGCAGCAUGCUAAGUAGAGGGAGCUAGAAUUGAUGGCAUAUCACCUGCUGACCCAGCCCCAGCCCCCUCAUGAUCUCAGGACUUUGUGUCCCAGUAGCUGCUUAUUUAUCCUUUUUUUACCCAUCCAAAAUUCUAGUCAAAAUAUUCACUUAGGGAGAAUGUAAAGUUAUGUUUGAUGUGUGAAAUAGCAUUAUUUUCCAGCUCUUUCAUAAACUUUAGUCCUUCUCCCUACCUUCUACCAAAACAAACAAAAACAAAAAAAAGCAAAAAGAAACAAAAUCCCAACAGUUGUAGUCCUUUUUAAUCUAUUUCCAGAGCUAUUUGGGUACCACAUUUUGUCUCUUGAGUUUUCCCAGUCUAGUAGUGGGGUCUCUUCCACCUCCCACUAAGCCUUGGCAACCUCAUCUUGUGGCCUUAUUAGAUAUGGCUUGGUAGUGAAAAGGGGAAGAGUCCAGGAUCUGAUUGGCUGAUUCCUCUUCUCCUCACUCCAUCCUUCUUCAGUCUAAUCACCAGGUCAGGCAGGAAAGCUGGUUCCAUCAGGUUAUGGAUUGAUUCUUUAUGUUUUAUAAGAGUUUACUGACCAAAGCAUACGGAUUCCUUUUGGUCAGCUUUCCGCUUCUGCCUCUUCCUCCUCGUCCCCCUGUGCACAUUACUGCCUCACUCUUCCAUAGCUAGUUCAGAUGCAGCUCCGGGGAGGCGGUUAUGUAGUUCUCACACUUUCCCCCAUCUCUUAGCCUCACACAUCUGUCUUCUUUUCUUAGCUAGGGUCUUAUAUUCACAAGUGUCCCAUGCCCUCUGGAUCUACCUUCUUUCUCUUUCAGCAUACUCCUAGCAUAACCACUAGGUCGGGCUUCAGCUCUUUUCUGCUCUCUGCCCCCUAGAUACAGUGCUUCUCCAUAGUCUAAGCCCCAGGACUCUGAGACAUCAUAGCCAGGGUCCUGAGAGGGUUUUCUUGAUUAUAAGGUUGGAUGCAGGGAGGCCAGGGAGGGCAGGUGCAGUACUAAUCUCAGCAGAAAAACCCUGCUUGUUGAAGGGUCUAGCCUGCCUGGGAAAUUGGUGACUAUUUCUCUCAGCCAUUUUUACUUUGAAGAGUUGGUUUACAGAGG
Messenger RNA from Molossus molossus (Pallas's mastiff bat), 3104 nucleotides. Its product is annotated as cyclic AMP-dependent transcription factor ATF-7. The transcript is spliced from 13 exons. The coding region runs from base 102 to 1592 and encodes 496 amino acids. Gene Ontology annotation, molecular function: cAMP response element binding; DNA-binding transcription factor activity, RNA polymerase II-specific. Gene Ontology annotation, biological process: regulation of transcription by RNA polymerase II. The record is from RefSeq and is a predicted model, not a curated record. NCBI's taxonomy places the organism in Eukaryota, Metazoa, Chordata, Mammalia, Chiroptera, Molossidae.